AUGGGAAGAUCAAAUCCGGUGUCACUAUUCAACCCAUUUGCUCUCAGUACCUUUGGUAUUUCCUCUAUUGGAUGGAUCAUCACCUUUGCAGGAUGUAUUGCUACAAACACCCAAAAUAGCGGUUUCCCGAAGUUCGCAUGGUGGGCAGUUGUUUUUCAACUAUUGCUCUUGAUCGUCAUUGUCGUUCUGUACAUCACGAAUACCUUCCACUACCACAGAUUUUUCCUAACAUGUGCGAUCGGUGUCGCAUUCGUGUACAACUCCAACGCGACAAACAACUUAGUUUACGACACCGACUCAGCCCCAGCGGCUGCCAGCGCGGGUUUCAUCAUUCAGUGUAUUGUCAAUAUACUGUGGCUAUUUUACUUUGGAUCGGAGCCUAGCUCACCAAUUAUCUCCUAUAUUGAUUCGUUCGGGAGCAGCGAGAAUUUGAUGUUGUCGUCCAAACGGUCGAAAUCCAACAGAAACGCCGCCGGGCAGUCUCAGAUACCUCUCGAUGAGCCAUACAAGGACGAGACAAUGGGUUAUGCUGAGAGAAAUUCCAUCUCCAAUGAGAAUUCGGGCUUACAUGAAAAUCCUUUCAAUACUCAAAACUACACUGCGCAACUCAAUGGACUAGAGAACGCUUCAACCACGAAUAGGGCUUCUGCAUUGCCGGAAGAUGAUUAUCCUAUCACUGUUAGAGGAUUAUUUGAUUAUGACGCUAGCCCUGACGAUAUAAACGAGCUGUCCUUCAAGAAAGGCGACAUUUUCCGUGUCAAAGACACCGUUGGAAAUUGGUGGCAAGGUAAGAACUCGAAGGGUGAAAUAGGUAUGUGUCCAAGCAACUAUCUCGAAGUCAUUGGCUAA
Ogataea angusta is the source of this 849-nucleotide messenger RNA. RefSeq lists its product as uncharacterized. Gene Ontology annotation, molecular function: protein binding. The transcript has a single exon. NCBI's taxonomy places the organism in Eukaryota, Fungi, Ascomycota, Pichiomycetes, Pichiales, Pichiaceae. The record is from RefSeq and is a predicted model, not a curated record. Bases 1 to 849 code for a protein of 282 amino acids.